Molecule: messenger RNA, 1539 nt
Organism: Camelus dromedarius (Arabian camel)
Lineage: Eukaryota; Metazoa; Chordata; Mammalia; Artiodactyla; Camelidae
Gene: CLDN18
Product: claudin 18
Exons: 5
Coding region: 169-954 (261 amino acids)
Biological process (GO): bicellular tight junction assembly; cell adhesion
Cellular component (GO): plasma membrane; bicellular tight junction
Molecular function (GO): structural molecule activity
Source: RefSeq, a predicted model, not a curated record
CUUCGCUAACAAAUGAAAAAAUAAUGCCCUUGAAUCUGGAGUGAAACUGAACUAUCUAAGGAAAACACUGUGAGCAAACACCAAAGGCCGAGGGAAAUCAUCUGAUCAGAGCAGCUACCCCAAGAGCGUGGCAGGACGAAGGCGGCAGCUGGGACGGGGGCCGAGGCCAUGUCCACCACCGUUUACCAAGUGGUGGGCUUCCUCCUGUCCGUCCUGGGCCUGGCCGGCUGCAUCGCCGCCACGGGGAUGGACAGGUGGAGCACCCAGGACCUCUACGACAGCCCCGUCACCUCCGUGUUCCAGUACGAGGGACUGUGGCGCAGCUGCGUGCAGCAGAGCUCCGGCUUCACCGAGUGCCGGCCCUACUUCACCAUCCUGGGCCUGCCAGCCAUGCUACAGGCAGUUCGAGCCCUGAUGAUUGUAGGCAUCGUCCUGGGGGCCAUUGGCCUCAUAGUGUCCAUCUUCGCCCUGAAGUGCAUCCGCAUUGGCAGCAUGGAGGACUCCGCCAAAGCCAACAUGACUCUGACUUCUGGGAUCAUGUUCAUCAUCGCAGGUCUUUGUGCAAUCGCUGGAGUGUCUGUGUUUGCCAACAUGCUGGUUACUAACUUCUGGAUGUCUACAGCCAGCAUGUACACCGGCCUGGGUGGGAUGGUGCAGACUCUUCAGACCAGGUACACUUUUGGGGCAGCCCUGUUUGUGGGCUGGGUCGCCGGAGGCCUCACGCUAAUUGGAGGCGUGAUGAUGUGCAUCGCUUGCCGGGGCCUUGCGCCCGAGGAAACUAGUUACAAAGCCGUGUCUUACCAUGCCUCGGGCCAAAACGUCGCCUACAGGCCCAGUGGCUUCAAAGCCAGCAGUGGCUUUGAGUCCAGCAUGAAAAACAAGAAGACAUAUGAUGGUGGUGCCCGCACAGAGGAUGAGGGACAGUCUCAUCCUUCCAAGUAUGACUACGUGUAGCUCUCCGAGACACCUCAGCAUGGACAGAAGAAACCACCUCUUCCAUUAGAGCUCACCCAAAAAGACAAGGAAAUUUUACCUUGAUUCCCGAUUGCUUUUGACUCGCAGUUGGAAGUUAGAAAGCCUUGAUUUCAUCUGUGGUGCAGCCAGAUGGUCUUAGCCACUGGUCUCUUGUCUCUACAUGUUUUAUCACAAAACAACUGAGUUAUCAGAUGUGUGUUAGAGGUGAUAGCCCACAUUUUCCAAUCCUCUUACUCCUUUUUUUUUAAAUAUAACCUUUUAACCUGAUGAUAGAAUGUGGUUUGAAUUCCUAUCAAUCACCUAGAUAAUGUAGACAGACAAUCCCUCCUCCUUCCAGCCAACAGCCCAUUGAUGAUCUGUUUCCCAGCUCAUCCCCCAGAACAAUUCGGAAAGGAAAAACAGAAUCAAUCAAAAGACAUCAUUUUCUGCUACUUGAUUUUGCCCCCCUCCCACCCUAAUUUGGCUUCUAAUAAAAACACUGAAGACAAGGUGACAAGGGAAAGAUAUUUCCCAUCUCUCCAGCUCAUUAUCUGAAUUUUCUUACACUGUGAUCUUGAACAUGAC